UUAAAUAACCCUCCAAAAAACACAGAAUUGUUGAUGCCCACUUUGCCCAAAACCUAAAUAUAAUGGGGAAUUGCCUCAUCGGAGGAAUGGGGGACGGCGGCGGCGCCGCCCGAUCCCUCAUCAGAGUCGCCACUUCCAACGGCGGCGUCAUGGAAUUCGCCGCCCCCAUCACCGUCGAGUCCAUCACCGACGAGUUCCCCGGCCACGGAAUAUUCCGGUCUCACGACCUCUUCUGGAAGCCUCUCCCCCACACCGACGUCCUCCUCGCCGGCGAAUCGUACCAUCUCCUCCCCCUGCUCGACGCCGCCGCCGACAGAGGGCCACGUGUCGGGCACGUGAGAUCCAGCAGCGCGCCGCCGCCGCAGCUCGGACCGGCGCCCUACCGGAUGUCCUUCGACGGCCGAGGCCUGACAAAGUGGCCCGCCGGCGACGAUGCCGUUCCAAAGAAGGCUCCGGCGUCGUCCGGCGGGUUCUGGAAGGUGAAGCUGGUGAUUUGCCCGGAGCAGCUGGUCAAGAUUCUGGCGGAGGAAGGGAAGACGGAGGAGCUGAUCGACAGCGUCCGGACGGUGGCGAAAUGCGGCAGUGGUCUAAGCUGCGGCGGCGCCGGCGGGUUUUCCGAUCAGUGGAGUCUGUCGAGCAGCCGGAACGCGGCGUCGGCGAACAAUAAAGCUGAUGGUUCAAUAUUGGAGUUUUGAUUUUUCAAUAAUUAGGGUUCAAUUUAGUUUAAUUUAAUCGAAUUUACUAUGAGUUUGUUAUGAGAGAGAAAGAGAGGACAUCAAAUUUAUUUAAUUUGUUGAAUAUAUAUAUAUAUUAGUAAA
Andrographis paniculata is the source of this 818-nucleotide messenger RNA. RefSeq lists its product as uncharacterized. Lineage: Eukaryota; Viridiplantae; Streptophyta; Magnoliopsida; Lamiales; Acanthaceae. The record is from RefSeq and is a predicted model, not a curated record. The coding region runs from base 63 to 695 and encodes 210 amino acids. The transcript has a single exon.